CCAGGUGAUGAUGUCCUCAUCAGCGGAGUCUACUCCCUCUCCCUCAACCCUCCUGUGGAGAAAUAUCACAAGGAAGUGUCCCUUCCCAUCCAACAUUGUGAUUCUGGUGACGAAUCAACCCUCUCUUUCAUUGCUGCUGAUUCUACACGAGACAAACCACCCUACUACAUCUUUGAGCAACUAAAAGGAGGAAACUUCUCGGACUCUAGGGAUCAUGGAACCAUUGAAUUCGACAAUUCUUCAUUAUCUGUAAAAGAUUCACUAGAUUACACUAUUCACACUUACUAUGUCCCUGUGAAGGAUGUGCCCAAUGCCUAUGUUGCACAUACCGCUGUCACUUAAAACACAAAGAUAGUAAUGGAGGAGGUGGAAAAAGUGUUUCGUACUAGAAAUGCCGAAGAAGGCCCUACAGUAGCGAUGGUACGGUUUCUU
This is a messenger RNA of Geodia barretti, 432 nucleotides long. The record is from the annotation of a GenBank genome assembly. Lineage: Eukaryota; Metazoa; Porifera; Demospongiae; Tetractinellida; Geodiidae.